UUCAUCACCCGAAUUUGCGACAACAAGCCGUGCACGAGAUGUACACGUUUAAUGACCUCCCUUGGAACGUACGCCAUCUUGGUCUUACCGUGGGCGGCGUCAAUUAUCACCAUUCCCAUAGUUACGAGCACGACAAUGAGUCCCGUGCUUAGUUGGAGAAACAUAUCCUUUGCGCAUUAGUGUAUGUUCAAAGCCUCCAACACUGAUCUGGUGAUCAAAUCCUUAGACACGGCUGUGCCCCUGUUGACUGCUGCAGCCGUCCUGGUGGCGGCCGUGGUGUUACGAGAGGAUUCUUCAGUGGCAUGCAGGUGGAGCUUGUGGAUCGCGGACCGGAAAUUGACGACCAUUUCGGAUACACGGCAGAUGUUGUCGUGUCUGCCAUCUGUGACGCACCCGUUGUCUUUAUGGCUUUCGAUCUCCUGGAGAUCAAUCACAUCUCAAGGUAAGCUAACCGUACGUAUGUGCAAACUUGUCAUACACAGACUAUGAACAAUUUUUUUUUAAAUUACAUAGGCUUAAUCUAAUCUGUCCCCACUAAGCACACACCUAGUCUAACAUGUCACACAUUAUACACACUUAGUCUAAUCUGUAAAACAUAACACACACCUUGUCUAAUCUGUCACAAAUCACAAUACAUUGUCGUAUCUGUCACACAUGGCACACACUUAGUCUAAUCAGUCACAGCUACUUUAAUCUGUCAUGCGUAUAGAAGCUAUAAAGGGAAACAACUGCAUUCAUCAUGUCUAUAAAACGACAAGAGGGACACCACUUUUCUUCACGACAUUCCUUCUCUGAAUCGUCGCACUCGGAAAUACAUACAAAUUAUAUCUUUAAAAUAACGUGGGGUCUCCUUAAAUACUGCCUUCAUUAUCUUAAACCCCCUUUCUCUCCCCCCCCCCUCCCCCCAGAUGGAUCUACAGUACGGUGGCUUACAUCAUGUCCCAGACUAAAGUCGUCUUGAUCGCGCUGCCCUGGCUUCUCUUCCCGGACAUCAGAGAGCGCUUCAAGACU
Molecule: messenger RNA, 1011 nt
Organism: Lymnaea stagnalis (great pond snail)
Lineage: Eukaryota; Metazoa; Mollusca; Gastropoda; Lymnaeidae
Source: the annotation of a GenBank genome assembly